UUCUACAUUAGAAUUGCGGAUCCAUCACAGAGAGAGAAUUUGGGUAUAAUAGUUCAGUAUAAAGUCAAGGUCAAACUCUGUAUUGGCGGACCAAUUUUAGGAGGAGAUCUUGUGGCUGAGCUCCCGUUUAUUCUUAUGCAUCCAAAGCCCGAAGAGGAUGAGCCAAGUGGAAUAUUCAGCAAUCGUUCACCAAGCAAACGCUCAUCAUCUGGCCAACGAGAGGAAGAUGCUACUGAAAAUGCAAGCAACCAGGCCACAACUGGAAACCUCAUCCAGUUAGACGGCGAUGAUGAUUACAAGGAUGAUGACAUAAUAUUCGAGGAUUUCGCUCGAUUACGACUCAAAGGUGAAACAGAGGCCUAAGACAUUCACAAACAUUCACUUUCAAAUACAUGUAUAUUUUUGUUAUACAUUCUUGAGAUUGUUUGAAAGUGAAGAAAAAAAAUGCUUAUCAAAAAUUAAUGCCGAAACACCGGAAAUUUCGAUCAUAUUUUGACUUUUAUCGGCAUAAUUGAAAAGCAAAAUCAAUUGGUCUCAAAGCUGAUGCAAAAAGAAACAAUCAUUUAAAAAAAUACAGAAAUUUGUAUUGCGUUUGUAUGUAAAUAUUUCAUUAACCGAAAUAGAAUCAGAGCAGAAAAUUCUUUGAACACACAAACUGAGAUCGAUCAUGUAUUCUCAUGUAUUUGAAUGUUAAUCUAACUCAAUGCCAUAAAUUUUAGCCAAGAAAAAAAAAUUGAAAUAAAACUAGAAAAGUAUGGACAAGUCA
Molecule: messenger RNA, 766 nt
Organism: Contarinia nasturtii (swede midge)
Lineage: Eukaryota; Metazoa; Arthropoda; Insecta; Diptera; Cecidomyiidae
Product: arrestin red cell-like
Exons: 4
Coding region: 136-363 (75 amino acids)
Source: RefSeq, a predicted model, not a curated record